Purpureocillium lilacinum is the source of this 1383-nucleotide messenger RNA. RefSeq lists its product as uncharacterized. Lineage: Eukaryota; Fungi; Ascomycota; Sordariomycetes; Hypocreales; Ophiocordycipitaceae. Gene Ontology annotation, molecular function: FAD binding; monooxygenase activity. The record is from RefSeq and is a predicted model, not a curated record.
AUGAUCAUCAUCAUUGUCGGCGCCGGCAUUGCUGGCUUGUCCCUCGCCAUCGCCCUGGGUCAGGCCGGGCACGCAGUCACGCUGCUCGAUGCCGCGCCGGAACUGGCGGAGAUUGGCGCCGGCAUACAAAUGACGCCGCAGGCCAUCAAGUACCUGUUCCAGAUGGGCCUCAGGGACGACAUCCUGCGAGAGUCCAUUGUGCCGCGGCAGAUGCUGGUCAGAGAGGGCGUGACCGGUGCCGUGCUCGGCACCGUGGCGCUCGCUGCGAUGGAGGAGACGUACGGGGCGCCGUACGUCGUCGUCCAUCGGGCGGUGCUGCACUCAAUCCUCCACCGUCACGCCGUGCGAGCGGGCGCGACCAUUCUCCUGAACAGCAAGGUCGCACAAUACAGGUUCAACGAGGGGGCCGUGGACUUGGCGAACGGCACAACGCUCAGCGCCAGCUUGGUGGUCGCUGCUGAUGGCAUCAACUCCACCGCGCGCUCUCAGCUUCUAGGAAAGGACGACCCAGGCAGCCAGCCGACUGGUUGGGCGGCAUUCCGGAUGAUGGUUGAGGUCGCAAAGCUGCAGGCCGACCCGCUGACCUCCGAUCUCCUCGACCUGAGCUCGGGCAGCUCCAACUUUUGGAUCGCCCCCGACGUGUCGGUCAUGACGUACUUGGUCAAGGACGCGACGAUGCUCAACAUUGUCCUCUCUCACCGUGAUGAUGUAGACACGAGGGACUUUUCCCUGGAGGACCACAGAGCGAUAGUCAACGACCUGUUCAAGGCCUUUGAGCCCAGAGUUCAGCGCAUGCUUGAGCUUUCGCGCCCCGGCAUCACAAACUAUCCCGUGUAUGCCAUUCCUCCCUUACCCCGAUGGACUCACCCCUCCGGUCGCUUCGUCCUCGUCGGCGACGCAGCACACGCCAUGGCCUUUUACAUGUCCAUGGGCGUUUCGCUCGCCGUCGAGGACGCCGUCGCUCUAGCGUCUGUCCUCGGCUCGGCUCAUGUGCUGGCCACCGACUCGAGAGCCACUCAAGCACAGCAGCCGUCGGGACCAGAGGAGCUACAGCGCGCGCUCGGUGCGUUCGAGGCGGUUCGAAAACGGAGAGUCGCUGCCGUGCAGGAAGCAAGCCUCCACGCGGGCGACUCGCUGCACAUGCCAGACGGUACAGGGCGAGAAUUCCUGUAUGAGUCCCUUCGCCAUGCACAUGAGGACGGCAUUUGGCCACCCGAAGAAACCAAUGCGGCGCCUCGGAGCCGGUACAUCAAGCUCGGCUCGGGCGGCGAGCGCCUUGGCCCCGGUGGCAUUACUGACAGGGGGACGAGGGACUGGUGCUACGGUUAUGAUGCGGUCUGGGAAGUUACAAGAGUUCUGGAGUCGAUGAAGGGGAAAAGCUAG